CUUCCCUUGAUGUUUUUUUUUCAUGAACUUGACAUGGUCACCAAGUAUACAAUAGCUCCAUUUCUAUGUGGUUGCUUCUCGUACACACGUUGCAUUUAUAACAUGUUCCUGCUCCCGUGCUUACCACUGCAGACAGCAAGCUUCCUGGCUGCGGCUUCAGAGUCUGUGGUUUUCCUAUUUCAGGGUCUGGAGGCAUCUGUGGUCCUGUUGCUUUCUGGUUCCCACAUCUGCCACGUGCCCCUCAUAAGUUACCUCUUUCUUCGAUCUCUUCCUUUCUAGCUACUCGCGGAAUCGCACCUUUGACACGUACAUUGGGCAGGGCUACGUGAUUCCUGGGAUGGAUGAAGGUUUACUCGGUGUUUGCAUCGGAGAGAGGAGAAGGAUUGUGGUCCCCCCGCACCUGGGCUAUGGAGAGGAAGGAAGAGGGAACAUCCCGGGCUCCGCUGUGCUGGUGUUUGAUAUCCAUGUGAUUGACUUCCACAACCCCUCGGACUCCAUCAGCAUCACCUCCCACUACAAGCCCCCUGACUGCUCUGUGCUGAGUAAGAAGGGCGAUUACCUCAAGUAUCACUACAACGCCUCCCUUCUGGAUGGGACCCUGCUGGACUCCACCUAUGACAGAGACUCCACUUUCAACGUGUUUGUGGGGAAAGGCCAGCUGAUUGCAGGGAUGGACCAAGCUCUGGUCGGGAUGUGUGUAAAUGAGAGGCGCUUCGUGACCAUCCCCCCAAAACUUGCCUACGGAAAUGAAGGAGUUUCUGGUGUGAUCCCCCCAGACUCGGUGCUUCAUUUUGAUGUACUUCUGAUGGACAUUUGGAAUUCCGAUGACCAGGUUCAGAUUCACACUUACUUCAAGCCCCUGAGUUGCCCUCGGACCAUCCAGGUGUCUGAUUUUGUCAGGUACCACUACAAUGGAACAUUCUUGGAUGGGACACUGUUUGAUUCCAGUCACAACCGCAUGAAGACCUAUGACACAUAUGUGGGAAUUGGCUGGCUGAUUCCCGGGAUGGAUAAAGGGCUGCUGGGGAUGUGCGUGGGGGAGAAGCGCAUCAUCACCAUCCCGCCUUUCCUGGCCUACGGAGAGGAGGGAGACGGGAAAGACAUUCCUGGCCAAGCAUCCCUGGUAUUUGAUGUUGCAUUGUUGGACCUCCAUAACCCCAAAGAUAGCAUUUCCAUUGAGAACAAGCUGGUACCUGAAAACUGUGAGCGGAGAAGUCAGAGCGGGGACUUCCUCAGGUAUCAUUAUAAUGGCACGCUUCUGGAUGGCACUCUCUUUGAUUCCAGGUAAGGCAAUGACUGAGUCUGUUCACUAGAACUAGCUCAUGGUGGACCAUGAGCUGAAUCUUCUAUCAGUGCCGGUUUACACUUUCAUCUCCAAUACAGGCUUCUGUUUUCUGAUUCCAAAUUUCUUCCUAGGCUGUAACAACGGUUCCCUCCAAUUAGAUAGGUCUGUAGGAAAGCAGAAGAGACUCACUCUAGAUUUCCACCAUACCUCCAUCCAAAUACAAACCCAAUUAAGGGGUCCAAGAUGGAGAGUUGUCAGAAGUGAGGUUAAAGAGGUACAGCGGACAAAGAGCCAAUCUGUUUCCCGGAGACCUGGGUCCCUGUGUGAGUUUGGACAGCAUAAGACUUCUCUGUGCUUCAACUUCUAGCAUCUUUCCAGAGAUGGUUAGAUUAAGGAGAUGAGGAAGUCAAUGUUAAGGGCUAGCCAGCAGGAGGGGACGGGUCAGAAGCGUUGAAUGCCUUUCUUGUGCUGUGGAUGCUCAUUACUGCACCCAAUUUGCUUUAUUUUGUUCAUCACAGUGCAUGUGGCAGGUGUCUAGUAUGUCUUGCUCAUUCGAGUGGCAUGUGUGUUUUGGAAAUCACUCCUUCAGCUUCCUGUAAACAAGUAGUGACAGCCACCUCCCUGUCUCUCUGAGUAAAUAGACUUCUGGUUGAUUUGCUCAUCUAAAAACAUCACUGAGUUUUUCCAAGUAUUUUUUCUUUUGAAUAAUUCAUUCAUCUUAUUCCUAAGAUC
Messenger RNA from Castor canadensis (American beaver), 2017 nucleotides. The record is from RefSeq and is a predicted model, not a curated record. Lineage: Eukaryota; Metazoa; Chordata; Mammalia; Rodentia; Castoridae.